AGCUAUUUUCUGCUCUAUAUAAGUCAGUCGUCCCUGGAUCGGAGAAAGAACAAAUAACAAAAAGAAAGAAGAAGAAAUGGCGAAGGCGCGCUCGGUUGGAGUAGCCAUGGACUACUCUGCAACAAGCAAAUCAGCUCUGAAAUGGGCGAUUGAAAAUCUGAUAGAUGAAGGUGAUCGAAUCGUCAUCAUCCACGUCGUCUCCCCCAAAGCCGACCCAACCAACAAGCAGCUCUUCGAGGACACUGGAUCUCCCUUGAUUCCUCUGGUGGAGUUUAGAGAGCUCGAUGUGUCUAAGAAGUAUGGACUCACCCCUGACCCUGAGGUUCUCGACAUGCUUGAUACUGUGUCGAAGCAGAAAAAGGUUGUGGUGGUGGCUAAGGUAUACUGGGGAGAUGCAAGGGAGAAGAUAUGUGAUGCUGUGGAUCAACUCAAGCUUGAUUCUCUUGUGCUUGGAAGCAGAGGUUUAGGAGUCCUUAAGAGGGUGUUGCUUGGGAGUGUGAGUAACUACGUGGUGCAAAAUGCUACGUGUCCGGUGACGGUCGUGAAAGAACCAUCCAAGCGCUAACGGUCGUGAAAGAACCAUCCAAGCGCUAAGGUAGUUCCAAAUAGCAGGAAUCGCAGAUAUAAAGCAACUCAUCAAAUCAAGAUUCAUGUAUCAUAAAUAUAUCUUGUAAACUUUUGUGUGUAAAGCCUCUUAUGUAUCCUUCCUUCUUCAAAUUUUGUACUUGUGUUUUAUAUGGUUUUCUAGAAAUUCUUUCUAUUUCUUGCUUGUUUGAAUCUAUAUAUUUUGUAUCCUUCAUUUUCAGUAUAUUUCAUUAUACUAAUUUGUUAUUGUGUAA
Ipomoea triloba (trilobed morning glory) is the source of this 839-nucleotide messenger RNA. RefSeq names its product universal stress protein PHOS34. NCBI's taxonomy places the organism in Eukaryota, Viridiplantae, Streptophyta, Magnoliopsida, Solanales, Convolvulaceae. The transcript has 3 exons. The coding region runs from base 77 to 565 and encodes 162 amino acids. The record is from RefSeq and is a predicted model, not a curated record.